GGGACACUGGACAGCAUGGUCCGUGUGCUUGAAGUGAACGACGUGCCGUUCUUCCCAAAGCACGGUGCCAACAACAAGGGGAACAGCAGUCGCAAUGACACAACACCUACAACUGGAAACACAAUGACGCGCGAAGACACCAUGCUCUCUUCGCUUGUCGACCUGUCCCCGAUCCACCGCAUGAUGGCUGCGUUUGGGUGUGGCGAUCGAAAUGGGGACGGUCGUGGGGAACAGGAACUGCUUGAGAAUGGAGAGCACAGGACACCUCCCGCUCCAUCAGUUGCAAGGUCCACCAGCACGUACAUGGAAGAGAGGGUGAACGCCAUCCGCCGCAACGAGACCAUGCUGCCCUUGCAACAACAGUCACGUUUGCAACACAAGCGUGUGCGACGGAAUGAUGACCCUGAAGUGCAGGCAGGGCAAUGCACGCUGGCAAGCGUGAUGACCGGUACGUGUCCUGGCGCAAAUCAUCGUGGAGGACUCGCUAUUACCUUGAGUGAGAAUGACGACGUGGACGACAACACGGAUGCUAGCGGGCUACGUGCCAUCUCCAGCAACGUGGUCGCAUUGGCCGUGAAUGGGCACGUGCAGGAAGCGCCGCUGCAGUGGAUUGUGAAAAAUGGCAAUUGGACGGUGUGCCAUGCUGUUGUCUUGGAUGGUGUGCAAUACCCCAUAUUUCAGUUGAGCGAGCUCAACCUUAUGGCCCGCAUCGACACGAUAUGGAUACUUGACAGCGUGCUGCUGCGGGAAGUGAACACGAGCGGGUUUGCUCUCGCACAUCAGCUCACUGCCUUUCGCGCAAUCAACAAUUCCCUCACAUCCGUUCCAGACGUUUCUGGCAUGACCUCGCUGUCAACUCUCAGCCUGAACAACAACCGCAUCUGUCGCAUCGCAAAGGACGUUUUCAAGGGCUUACCAGUCCUGCAGCUGCUGCUCCUUGGCGAGAACCGCAUUUCCAAGAUUGAGUCGCAGGCGUUCGAUAACCUCACUCAGCUGCAGCUACUGACCAUGUUUACCAACGACAUCAGCGCCAUCCCUUCCGGCCUGUUCCAUCAACUCACGAGCCUUACCACGUUGCAGCUGCAGCAGAAUCCAAUCACGACAGUUGACGCCGACGUAUUCGCUGCGCUGACAAUGCUGGAUCACCUCAACCUGGUGGACACGCUCCUCACUAGCUUGCCACCCACACUGUUCCGAAACACCACCCGUCUCGCUGUUCUUGGGCUGGCGCGAAACUUCAUCACGUCCCUUGACGAGACCGUCUUCUCCGGCCUGACUUCGCUGCAGCAUUUGCAGAUCUUCGAAAACCGACUGACAUCCCUGCCACCGGGCGUGUUCAAGGACUUGACGGCGCUGACACGGCUCUUUUUGAGUGUAAACAAAUUAACAUCAUUGCCUGAAGGGCUACUUGACACUUGCAUUCGCCUUGGUCAGUUCUUUUGUCACACCAACUCCCUAGCCACGCUCCCAGCCAACCUGUUUGCCAACAACCCAGCACUUCGGCAUCUUAACUUGGCCAACAACGAACUUCGCUCCCUGGAAACGGCACAGCUGUCCUCUCUGCAGUUCCUCGACCUGAAGAACAAUCAACUCACCAAGCUGCGUCUGUUUCGAGAAUUGCCUCGUCUUCAUCGACUCGACUUGAGCGACAACCCCAUGCAGGAGCUGCCAGAUGUCACGCUCACGCCUGCCCUGGAAACCCUCCGGUUGAAGAACCAUGAAAGCAAGCACAUGGAGUUGGCGCCGCUUCUUCGUUUGUCCAACCUCACCAUUCUUGAGCUCAACGCCUCCCCGCUAGCGAAUUCCAGGGCGGUCUUGACGGACACCAACAUCACGAGCAUUACGCGGUUGUCAACCCUAAGUCUGGAGAACGUGGACGUCAGCGCCGCGGUCCCAUCAUUCGAGCAACUUCCACCGCUCAGCCUACGCACGCUUCACGUGGGCUGGCCGGGCGCCAUGAACCGCACGCUUCCAAUCACUGAGGUGUGCAAGCUGCUGGCAAGCAGUGUUCAUGAGCUCCGCAUUGCCAACACAGACUACAGAACCAUUGAGCUGUGUCCCGACAAGACAUUCGACUCACUCCUUCUCAACGACAACCAGCACCUGCGAUCUGUCACCGUCCACAAUCCGCUUCGAGAGCUGAACGUGUCCGGCUGCACCCAGCUCACAUCCAUUGAUGCCCCUCCAAUCGAUAUUCUCGACAUCAGCAACACCAACUUUCCGCCAACUGGUGCGCUGUGCACGCGGUGGGGUACACGCAUCCUCUUCACUCGCAAUUUGGUCGGAGACAUCGAUCUUCGACAGGCUGCCACGACUGCACGCAACUGCCUUGAGCUGGCAGACGUGUUGGACCUCUCGGGUAACUUGUGGCUGAGGCAGGUGACAGAGGUCAAUCGCGUGACAGAGCGGAACAUUGUCUUAUCAGAUGAGCAGUUUGGGACGGCCGAUUUCGUUGCAAUUCCAAACCGCCCCACUCCUCCCAUCCUUCAGCUGACUGAUGCGCCCAUUGAAUGUGCCCUUAAGCUGUCAAACCAGGACUUGCGGCCUCGAGCUAAUACGGUUCUGUUGACUCCCCAGAUUGUGUUCUCCUUCCACUGCACGUGUGCCCGCGGUUUCAAGAUGACGUCGGGUGGGCGUUGUGUGGUGGACGAGCCCAACGUUGCCGGCAUCGCCGCUGGCUCCGUGAUUGGCGGCCUUGGCAUUGGCCUGCUCAUGGCGUGGCUGUCACGCCGCUACCGUGGCCUGACCAAGCGCAUUGGUCUGCAGGAGCAGCUGCUGGUGGAGCGAGACGAAGAAGUGAUGGCGCUGAAGAAGGCGUGGGAGGUUGAGUACGAUGAGCUGAGGAUGAUCAAGCGGGUGGCUGCGGGUGCGUUUGGCGUUGUGUUCAAGGCAGAGUGGGACACAGUCACAGUGGCAGUGAAGGUGUUGCAGCAAGCCGUCAUGGCAUUUGACGAGAGCACGGUGUUGGAGUUUGAGAAGGAGGUGGAGUUCCUGCAGCGAACACGGCACCCACACGUGGUGCGGUUCUUUGGUGCGGGCACAGACCCCAACGGCAGCCCGUUCCUGGUGCUGGAGUUUGUGGCGAGGGGGUCACUCAAGGACCUGUUGAGGAAGGACAUGGAACAGGUGUUGAAGAACGCGAGGAACGAGAGCGCUGAUAGCGGUACAGAUGCAAGCGUGAUUGCAGAGGAUUUUGGUGAGGAGUUGACGUUGGUGAGCACAGGAAGCGACAAACGAGAUGAGACGAUGACUGCAUGGAAUUUAAAGCUGCGACUGCUGCGUGAUGUUGCCAGGGGCAUGGCCUUUAUCCACAGCCUCGACCAGAUGCACCGAGACCUGAAGAGCGGCAACGUGCUGGUAUCUGCUAACUUGCGCGCCAAGAUCACGGAUUUCGGAUCCAUUCGCCAGUGCUUCACACGAGACAGGAACCAGCACCAGCAGCGCACUCGUCUGUCGUCCAGCCAUAAUGAUGAUCCCCAGUACAGCCAGCAAGCUGGGCUGCAGACGAUGACGAGCAUGACGCUGACGGCUGGCGUGGGCACGCCGCUGUACAUGGCACCAGAGGCACUGACGGGCGACAAGUACAGCUUUGAGGCUGACAUCUUCAGCUUUGGUGUGCUGAUGUGGGAGGUGGCGACGCAGCGUGUGCCGGACCUGAUUGCACAGGAGAAGGGGAGCGGGUAUCGGGGACCAAUUCUCGCCACCAUCAGCAACUUGAUGGCAGAUGGGAAGCGGCUCAAGUUUGACGACAGCGAACAGGAUGGUGAGUUAUGUGUGAUGUGA
Molecule: messenger RNA, 3783 nt
Organism: Salpingoeca rosetta
Lineage: Eukaryota; Choanoflagellata; Craspedida; Salpingoecidae
Product: TKL protein kinase
Exons: 2
Coding region: 16-3783 (1255 amino acids)
Biological process (GO): protein phosphorylation
Molecular function (GO): ATP binding; protein kinase activity; protein binding
Source: RefSeq, a predicted model, not a curated record